UUGAAAAUAAAUUGGCCCUCUUCGUGUUAAAAUUUUUUGGAGAAAUCUGAGACCACAGAUGGCACAUGAAUAGUCUUACUCUUCAUCAAGCUUUCAGUCUUCUUUUUAGACUUCUUCCUUUUCUUUAAACAGCAUCUGACACAACUCUUGAUUUUUACACUAAGGUUAUAUUUGUGAAUGUGAGGUUCGACUUUUAUACUACUCUUUUGAUUCACAAGUGCUCAUUUGGUACAGAAGUUCCAUGGUUUCCUCCUUCAUAUCUGCUUUUUGCUCAAUUUUAGCUCUUGAUAAAUCCUCCUGAACAACUGCCGAUGUUUUAAAAUCUGCUUGUUUUCCUCUAACUUCUUUUGGAGCUGAGCAAGUUUGUGAGUUUUGGUGUGAAUAAAAUUUUGUUUAUGGAUAAAAUUCUUUUCCAAUUUCUUUAGAUCCUCUCUUAAAGCCUUAUUCCUCUUAUUUGAUAUGAUAGUUCUGUAAUGUAAGAGAUGUUUGAGUAUCGACAGCAACUUUACGAUCCUCCUCUAGCAUCUUGUUCUGCUUUCUCCAGAAUCCAUGAAGGUAGAUAUCUUGAAGCUGGAAGUCCCCUCAAUCUGAUAAUUCUGAAUUUUGCAUCUCGGGAGUUGUGUAGCUGCUUUGAAGCUCUUUGAUAUGAUUCAUAAUAUUUCUCAGAUGAACAUUUGGCAUUUUAUUUCCACAAAAGUUUGGAAGUAUCAUGAGGAUCUCCAAGUCCUCUUUUAUUUUAAACCAUCAAAAGAUUCAGAUGAUAGAGAUCUUCCUGUAGGCAAAACUACUGGGUCUUUUAAAAUUGAAUGUGUAACAUCAUCUCUAAGUAUAACACCGGAUUUGCUUAAGAAAGACAGUAUAUUCUGCCUAUGUUCUUUCAAGGUUUCUUGUUCAUUAUUCUCCAAUUUGGUAAUAUAUUGCUCAUUCCUUCCUUUUUGCAGACUAACUUCUUUCAAAAGGCUAUCAUUACUAAGCUCCAAAGACUUAAUCUGAUCCUUCAGGUCUUCCACUUCCUUCUGUAGGACAGUAUUUGCGCUUUUAGUCCUUCUUUGAUACCUGUUAUUUUCUUUUAUGAAGUACGAGCCCUUACUUUUUAACCUUCUUAUCAGUUAGUCUAUUAGUGUUACUAAAAGAAAACCCUUUUCUCUUGUGAAGUACAGGGUAUCUUUUAUUGGAUGAGUAGCUGCUGAACACACCCCAAAUCCUUUUAUGGUGAUUAGUCCUUCUAC
Messenger RNA from Moneuplotes crassus, 1229 nucleotides. The record is from the annotation of a GenBank genome assembly. NCBI's taxonomy places the organism in Eukaryota, Ciliophora, Spirotrichea, Euplotida, Euplotidae.